This is a messenger RNA of Penaeus indicus, 5193 nucleotides long. Its product is annotated as mucin-19-like. The coding region runs from base 22 to 5193 and encodes 1723 amino acids. Lineage: Eukaryota; Metazoa; Arthropoda; Malacostraca; Decapoda; Penaeidae. The transcript is spliced from 9 exons. The record is from RefSeq and is a predicted model, not a curated record.
AGUUGCUAUCAGAUUGCCAAGAUGAGAGGGCUCACCAGCAACGCGCUGUUGUGGGUCUUGCUGCUUGGCCUGCUGGUUGUGUACGAGACUCGCGCUAAACUCGGCUCAGUGCAAGAACCCGGAGUGGAAAGGCUGCACUCCGAGGCAGAGAAAUCCCUCCUGUCAAAACCCAGCAAAGAAAAUGGACCUCAAAGCUACGCCACGAAACUCCGGAGGACGCUGAGGGAAACAUCUGCCGACGCCGGAGCCAACUCUGCCCAGAAGAGGCUGCAGAAGGCAUCUUCGUCGAACAGUGCAGUGAAGCCGAUGAAGAAGAGAACGCCUGGGAAGCUUACAAAGCCGAGCUCAGAGAAGCUUCAGCCUAACGGAGGGAAUAAAGGGAAUCCCGGGAGAAAGAGCACGCUUCCUGCACAUGGGAAACGAGGCAAUGCAAAUGAGCAGAAGCAAAAUGCAAAGAGACUGAAGGAAGGUGGAACCAGAGGCAAAGUCAAUGAAGACGGAGAUGGCAAAAAGCGAAAGGUAUCUAAACCCGGUGAUCGUAGAAAUGGCAAAGACAGGAACGAAGGGCAAAAUGAUAACAAGAAAGAAGCUACAGGCGGUAAAAAGAGGGGAGAUGCUAAAGAGGAGAAAGAUGUAAAAAAGAAUGGAGGGAAGCAAGGCAACAAAGGGGGCAGGAAGAAGGACGAGGAAGGAGGCAAAAAGGAGAUUAAAAAGACUGACAAAAACGGACAGAAAGGUAAUGCAGGGAAGGGGCAGAAGAAUGGCCAAAAGGAAGGAGAGACUGGCAAAAGAAGGAACAACAAAGCCAACAAAAAACAAAAGAAAUAUGAGAAACAGGGAAAGAAAAGAAAUAAGAAAGGCAAGGACCAGAAAUACAACAGAAAAAAUAAAGGAAAUGUUAAAGACACAAGAGAUAAAAACAGAAAACGAAAUAACAAAGGAAAUAAACAAGGCAACAAUAGAAACAGUAAGAAAGAAAACGGCAGGACGAAGAAACAAAACGCAGAGAAAGAAAAGAAAGCAAAGAAAGAAGAGAAAGAAGAGAAGAGAAACGAAAAGCGAAACAAAAAACAAAACAAGGACAAAAAAGAUGGAAGUGGAAAAGAAGGCGAGAAAGAUAAGAAAAACCAAGAUAAUAAGGGAAGGAAUAAUAAAAAGAACAAAGGUGAAGAGAAGAAGAACAAAAACGAAAAAGAAAUAAAGACUAUGAAGAAAGUUCAAGAAGGACGCGGGAUGGGGAAAGUCCCCGAAGGAAAGAAAAAGGAUGAUGGACCGAAGAGGAACGACAGGUUUAAGUGCGAGGAGAAGAAAAAGUGCACAAAAUUAAGCGGUAAAUGUAAGAAAAAUAAGAAAAUCACUGAUGACAACUGUAAGAACUUCGUGAACAAAGGAUGCAAAAAUAAGCCGAACGCUCAAUGCACUUGCUGCUUAAAAAAUGAUAAGUGCAAGAGUAAAUACAUGAAGAAAAGAUGCAUCAAAAAAGGAGGGAAAGCUAAGCUCAAAGAGAAGUGCAAGAAAGAUUCCAUAGACAAUGCUGUUCAUGGCGACCAGUGCACGUGCUGCCUACCCUGCAAGACAACCAAAAAGUGCAAGAACAAGAACGGCAAAUGCAGCACGACUUGCAAGCAUGGAGUUUGGGAAGGCGUCAAUUGCAAAGGCAAAGGGUGUCAAUGUUGCAGGAAGAAGAAAGAUAAAGAUGUCACCGAAAGCCCAACGACACCAGCAGGAGGAACAACACCAGCAGGUGGAACAACGCCAGCAAGUGGAACAACGCCAGCAGGUGGAACAACUCCAGCAGGUGGAACAACGCCAGCAAGUGGAACAACGCCAGCAAGUGGAACAACUCCAGCAGGUGGAACAACGCCAGCAGAUGGAACAACACCAGCAGAUGGAACAACGCCAGCGGGUGGAACAACGCCAGCGGGUGGAACAACGCCAGCAGGUGGAACAACGCCAGCAGGUGGAACAACGCCAGCAGGUGGAACAACACCAGCAGGUGGAACAACGCCAGCAGGUGGAACAACGCCAGUGGAACAACGCCAGCAGGUGGAACAACGCCAGCAGGUGGAACAACGCCAGCAGGUGGAACAACGCCAGCAGGUGGAACAACGCCAGCAGGUGGAACAACGCCAGCAGGUGGAACAACGCCAGCAGGCAGGUGGAACAACGCCAGCAGGUGGAACAACGCCAGCAGGUGGAACAACGCCAGCAGGUGGAACAACGCCAGCAGGUGGAACAACGCCAGCAGGUGGAACAACGCCAGCAGGUGGAACAACGCCAGCAGGUGGAACAACGCCAGCAGGUGGAACAACGCCAGCAGGUGGAACAACGCCAGCAGGUGGAACAACGCCAGCAGGUGGAACAACGCCAGCAGGUGGAACAACGCCAGCAAGUGGAACAACGCCAGCAGGUGGGUCGACACCGGCAGGUGGCACAACUCCAGCAGGUGGAACAACUCCAGCAGGUGGAACAACGCCAGCGGGUGGAACAACGCCAGCGGGUGGAACAACUCCAGCAGGUGGAACAACACCAGCAGGUGGAACAACUCCAGCAGGUGGAACAACACCAGCAGGUGGAACAACACCAGCAGGUGGAACAACACCAGCAGGUGGAACAACUCCAGCAGGUGGAACAACGCCAGCAGGUGGAACAACGCCAGCAGGUGGAACAACGCCAGCAGGUGGAACAACGCCAGCAGGUGGGUCGACACCGGCAGGUGGAACAACGCCAGCAGGUGGCACAACUCCAGCAGGGGGAACAACGCCAGCGGGUGGCACAACUCCAGCAGGGGGAACAACGCCAGCAGGUGGAACAACACCAGCAGGUGGAACAACACCAGCUGGUGGAACAACACCGGCGGGUGGAACAACACCAGCAGGUGGAACAACACCAGCUGGUGGAACCACACCAGCAGGUGGAACCACACCAGCUGGUGGAACCACACCAGCAGGUGGAACCACACCAGCUGGUGGAACAACACCAGCAGGUGGAACCACACCAGCAGGUGGAACAACACCAGCAGGUGGAACAACACCAGCAGGUGGAACCACACCGGCAGGGGGAACAACAGCAGGUGGGUUGAGCACAACGAGCGGACAAACUACAAAAGAUCUAUCAACAACAGUUGAUGUAACAACUGCAGAUGGACAAAGUACAACUAAUAUCCCAACGACUAGUGUUAUGCUAACUUCAACCAGUUCCUCAACCACUAAUGGAGGACCAACCACCACUAGUGGGCCAACCACUAGUGGAGGACCAACCACCACUAUUGGAGGACCAACCACCACUAGUGGAGUACCAACCACCACUAGUGGGCCAACCACUAGUGGAGGACCAACCACCACUAGUGGGCCAACCACUAGUGGAGGACCAACCACCACUAGUGGGCCAACCACUAGUGGAGUACCAACCACCACUAGUGGGCCAACCACUAGUGGAGGACCAACCACCACUAGUGGGCCAACCACUAGUGGAGGACCAACCACCACUAGUGGGCCAACCACUAGUGGAGGACCAACCACCACUAGUGGGCCAACCACUAGUGGAGGACCAACCACCACUAGUAUGCCAACCACUACAGCUGGACCAACUACAUCAGAAGGACCAAGCACAGCAACAGCUGAGCCAACUACAGCAGCCUCAACCAGGUCUGUGUUAGACGAAGUUCAAGACUUGGCAAACGAAAUGAACAACGCCGUAGCCGAUGCGGAAAAAGGCCGCCGCCGGCGUGAUCUUCGGCAAAAGAGGCAGGGCACCACCACUACCGUAAAUAUCGAAGUGAUCGUCAAAAUCAGCGUAGAGAUUACGAGCUGGCUGGUUGACAUCGAGAGAAUUACUGACAGCGAUAGAGUGUUCAUUCAGUCUACCACGACGGCAGUUAAGCAAAUGCGAAGCGAAAUACAAGCAGGAAGUACACUGUCUGUGUCUGCCAUAAAGAUUAUCAAAACGACUACAAAGAAAUCGGUUCGCCUUGCUAGCAAGCUCAUCAAGGUUGUGGAAAGAGAGGAAAAACAGGAACAGCUUUCAGUAAAGAAAGAGCUGAUAACAAAGGUUCAGCAGUCGGUCACGGAUAUCCAAACAUCAAUGAGCACACUGCAACAAUCAUUAACACAGGCAGGCUCACCCGUGGCAGGUGGUAUUACCACCAGCGUGAAUGUUAUUGUGAAAAUAUCAACAAUCUUGCAGGGCAUCAUAAAGUCUGGCCUUGGUGCCAUCACCAGCACUUCUGCAGCAACUCUUACUAGUUCCGAGACAGAACUUCAGACACUUAUUUCUCAAGUUCAGAGAGGCACCGUCACUUUCACUUCUGAAGAAAUCACUCUUGUUGAGACAACACAAUCGGAAAUUACAACAGCAACUACGAAAAUUACAGCAGCACAGGAGAAGAAUAAGGCUAUGGAGUCUUCCCAGACACAAGCAGUUCUUCUUGGCAGUUUAUCAACUGCCACAUCUAUUGUUAAGGAACAAAUUGAUCUACUAACAUCAGCUAUGAAUUCAGUCACUGAAGGAACAGCCUCCGUGUCAGUAACAAUAACAACAAGCCUUAUUACUUUAUUGAUUAAUCUACAAACAUCUGUUGAAUCUGUUACUGAAGCACAAAUUCAGGAAAUCAAGGCAUUUGAAGAAGAAGCUACAAUAAUCCUCACAAAUGAAGCCUUUACAAUAACAAAUCUCCCACAACUUAUAUCUGCAAACAACAAGUUAGCUGCAACAGUGAAUACUAAAAUUGAAGAAACCCUCUCUCGUGCUGCCAUUACUGAAUCUCUUGAUAUAUUCUACGAGGUUUCAUUCUUCGUAUUUUCUCUAGUGGAAACUGCAGAAGAAAUUCAGAGCAUAACUUCAUCCAGCACCUCUACACAGAGUAAUACAAUCAUUACCAACACUCUGACUUUCAUUCAAAAUAUCAAAAUAACUAGUCUAACUAAAGAAGAUGUGACCAUGCUAGAAAGUUUAUAUGAUGAUAUGAAUACAUUCGUCGACUCGGUAGAUUCGUCGGUUGGGUUUACUGGUAUUGAUGAUAUUAUCGUGGAGGGAAGUCAAAUAGAUAACAAGUUGUUUGAAAAAAUCCUCUCUCGUGCUGCCAUUACUGAAUCUCUUGAUAUAUUCUACGAGGUUUCAUUCUUCGUAUUUUCUCUAGUGGAAACUGCAGAAGAAAUUCAGAGCAUAACUUCAGUCGUGAGGGAAGUCAAAUAG